GCACCUUGGCUGGAGUUUUACUGCAGUCAGCUGGGAUAGGCUCCAGCUUGCCUGCAACCCUACGCAGGAUAAGCGGCUACAGAUAAUGGAUGGAUGGACACAAGAGUUCUACUGGGAAAUAUGACACACAUAUUUUUCAUAUGAGCUACAUCCAGGACAUGGAGAACCAAAACCAUGACAUAAAUCUCUAUAUGUCACUUAGAAAGUAAAAUGGCUUUAUUCAGUGUUGGUCGUCCUUUUCUCCCGAACACAAGACGUGCUUUGGGAUGUUUUUUUAAGCAAAAGCAGGCAUUUUGCUGUAAAGCCACUGACUCUGAGGAGGAGGAGAUUCGAAAGAAGCUUCAGUUGUUUCCAGGAGGAUCCAUAGAUCUUCAGAAACAAGAGUCAGGCAUUGCAGUGAUGACAGUCAAUAACCCAACACGUAUGAACGCCUUCUCAGGCAGCAUGAUGACUGAACUAGAAGAACGGGUAUCUGAACUAGAGACGUGGACAGAAGGAAAAGGUCUCAUUGUGCAAGGGGCUGCUAGAACAUUCUGCUCUGGAUCUGACCUGAAUGCAGUCAGAGCAAUAUCAAACCCACAGGAUGGAAUGAAGAUGUGUAUGUUCAUGCAAAAGACUCUUGCACGACUUCUCAGGUUGCCCCUCAUCUCCGUAGCUCUGGUUGAAGGAAAAGCGCUGGGUGGAGGUGCAGAACUCACUACUGCCUGUGACUUCAGACUGAUGACAUCUGGUGCCAUGAUCCAGUUUGUCCAUAAACACAUGGGCUUGGUGCCAGGAUGGGGCGGAGCUGUGAGGUUGGUCCGAAUCAUUGGCAGCCAAAAUGCCCUAAAAUUACUCGCGAGUGCAAAGAAAGUUGAUCCAGACUUUGGAAAGCAGAUUGGACUAGUUGAUGACGUGUUGACUGUUGGGGAAGGAAACUCUCUGGUGGAAACAGAGCGAUGGCUGAACCAGUUUACAAAGGGCUCAGCUCCUGUAAUCAGGGCUGUGAAGAAGGUGGUGUUAUCUGGCAGAGAGCUCUCUCUGGAUGAAGCCCUCACAACUGAAAGACAUGUAUUUGGGACAGUGUGGGGAGGACCAGCCAAUCUCGAGGCUCUGGCACUUAAAACAAAACACAAGUGAGAGAAUGUGGUUUUAAAAAAUGAACUUCAACACUAAAGUCUGUAUCUUUGGGGGAAAAAUAGCACCAUAAUUAUACAGAGAUGGACUGUUAACAGUAACUUGUAAAGGAUCAGCAGGUCUGAAUUUAGCUCAGAAAUGAAUUUACUGUCUGCCAUGUUGCUACAUUUCAACUCUGAUUAUUCCAGUAAAUGGAGUUAUGAUUUUACCAGGUGAUCCAGCUGUUUAGGGUAUGAGAUUUCCUAAAACAGCAUGAAUAUAGAUCAGAUUACUGUUAUAUUAAUGUUUACAGUGGUUACUGUAGUGAUUUAAAAAAAAAGUUUUUAAAAUAAAGCUGUGGAAGAAG
This is a messenger RNA of Neoarius graeffei (lesser salmon catfish), 1462 nucleotides long. RefSeq names its product enoyl CoA hydratase domain containing 1 (gene echdc1). The record is from RefSeq and is a predicted model, not a curated record. Lineage: Eukaryota; Metazoa; Chordata; Actinopteri; Siluriformes; Ariidae. Gene Ontology annotation, molecular function: enoyl-CoA hydratase activity. The transcript has 7 exons. Gene Ontology annotation, cellular component: cytosol. The coding region runs from base 211 to 1119 and encodes 302 amino acids. Gene Ontology annotation, biological process: fatty acid beta-oxidation.